Messenger RNA from Punica granatum (pomegranate), 1055 nucleotides. NCBI's taxonomy places the organism in Eukaryota, Viridiplantae, Streptophyta, Magnoliopsida, Myrtales, Lythraceae. The record is from RefSeq and is a predicted model, not a curated record.
GCCAGUUAAUCAAUAGCCGCUUCUCUCAACCGUAUCAUGCUCUCCCUCUCCUCCUCCCCAUCCACAAUCCUCUGCCACUCUGCGGCAACCUGUCCGCCGCGUCACCCCCGGUUGUCCCGCCGUUCUGUUGUUGCCUCCGCCACUGCCACCUUCACAUCCUCCAGGACGUCGAGCAAGUCUCACAACUCACCACUGCGGUCGUCCGAGAUGGCGACAGCGUGUGCUUCCUUCUAUGAGAUACUCGGGAUCCCCGUGGCGGCCACUAGUGAAGAGAUCAAGACAGCGUAUCGGCGGCUGGCCCUGGUGUGCCACCCUGACGUGGCCGCAGUCAGGCGGAAGGAUGCUGCCGAUCAGUUCAUGAGAAUCCACGCUGCCUACUCCACCCUGUCGGAUCCCCAGAAACGGGCUGUAUAUGACGGGAAGUUGUACAGGAAUAGCCGGCCGCUCACGGUCGUGUCAUCCGGGUUCUCAAGUUACCGAGGACGGAACUGGGAGACCGACCAGUGCUGGUGAAAAAGCUCUCGAUCCAAUCAGGCUGGAGACUGGCAGAUGAGGCGCCUGCCUCCUGCUGGUCACUCGGUGCUUCGGUUUCUCGACUCUAUGCAAUCCUAAAGAAAGCGAUAGGUUUGUGAUGGAGUACUAUUUGUCGGAUCGGGUCUCACAGACGCCCAUUCAGUCAGCAACUACUAAUUAGUGCAACAAAGACGUGUUUGGAUCAUCAGCAAAGCAGUCGAAUCGAUCGACUAAACUGGUUUCAGCCAAGCUAGAGAGGCUGUGGUCGGGUUAUCGGGAGAUGAUUAAGUAUUGCAGAAAUCAUCAUCUGUUGUCUAUAGAAGAUAUUUCGGGUGUACAUGUCAAAGGAACAUAACAGAGGGAAGUUCUCACUUCUCUGAUGAUCAGGCCACUCCCCUCGAUGCGCGACAUGUUUAGCGGGACACUAAUAUGAUCUCUAGUAAUUGAGCUACGAUUGCACUUGUUGUACUGAUAUAAAUAUGCAUACAUAAUUGUAUAUGGAUUGGUUAAACGAGAUUUGUAUAAAUUUCCAUUGCUGUCUC